Messenger RNA from Trichosporon asahii var. asahii CBS 2479, 900 nucleotides. RefSeq lists its product as uncharacterized. The transcript has a single exon. NCBI's taxonomy places the organism in Eukaryota, Fungi, Basidiomycota, Tremellomycetes, Trichosporonales, Trichosporonaceae. The coding region runs from base 1 to 900 and encodes 299 amino acids. The record is from RefSeq and is a predicted model, not a curated record.
AUGACCGCCAUCGACCAUCAAUACUUUCCGCAUAUCAUUGACGUGAUCUUCGACACCGCUCCACCCGCCUCGCUUGCUGUCAUGGCACGGGCCUGCCGCGAGUGGCGCGACUGCGUCCUCAGCAGAUUUCACCAUGUCCAGGACGUGCGGAUCGAACAAGUCGACGGAGCCAUUCAAACUGUCUUCUAUAUCCCCACCAAGUCAAACGAGGGCGUCUACUACAAUCAUGUGGGUCUCACCCCGAACUGCCUGGGACUCCUCGCCGGCUGCAAGAUCCUGGACAUCACUGAGGAUCCAUCCCGCCGCACCAUCCGGGAGCUCCCCAACCUCGACACAGUUCGCUACCACUUCGACUGGCAGGCUUAUACCGCGAUUUCCGCCCGCCAAAUUGUCUGCGCGGGCCACAUCUACCCCAUUAUGGAGUUUGACCCCACGGUUAAGCGCCUGGUUAUCCACAGUGGUGGUUCAAGCGACUACUUCUACUCCAACACAUACCCCGACUUGUGCGGCUUGACGUCCUUGGAGGAGCUGGUCCUUCUUUUCGAGGAUGUCCUCUCGUGCUUGGAGGACUUCGACUACACUGAGGAUGAACUGGCUGAAUACAGCGACGAGGAUCUCUCCCCGGAUCUCGACUGUCCUCUGUGGCUGCUGAGCACUGUCGAGGAUGUUAUCCACGCAGGUCUGGAGCAAGGAGCCAAAGUCUUGUUGGUGGGAACGGAGCUGUGGAACACCUACGCCUUCGGAGCCCUGAAGAGGGGUUUGAUGCGCACGUACGACAUUGAAUUGACCUCUGCCGACGAUGGUGUUACCCUGAUGACUGUUGAUGGGUACCGAGAGCUCGUCGGCGAAAAGGAAUGGGAGAUUGAGACCAAUUUCGGCAGCGUUGUAUUCAGCCCGUAG